Leptinotarsa decemlineata (Colorado potato beetle) is the source of this 755-nucleotide messenger RNA. It is a transcript of the gene APC10, whose product is annotated as anaphase-promoting complex subunit 10. Gene Ontology annotation, biological process: anaphase-promoting complex-dependent catabolic process; protein K11-linked ubiquitination. Gene Ontology annotation, cellular component: anaphase-promoting complex. NCBI's taxonomy places the organism in Eukaryota, Metazoa, Arthropoda, Insecta, Coleoptera, Chrysomelidae. The record is from RefSeq and is a predicted model, not a curated record.
UAUAUGUCACAAAUACGGGUUAUUUUUUAUGUUUAAUGAAUUUUGAAAAUGUCUCUAAAAUCUUCUGGAGAAGUAGAUCCCAUAAAAAAUGAAAGAACUGGAAAUGUUCGAGAAGUGGGUUCACAAGCUAUCUGGAGUCUUUCCUCGUGUAAACCUGGUUUUGGUGUGGAUCAGCUGAGAGAUGAUAGAGCAGAUACUUACUGGCAGUCAGAUGGCCAACUUCCACAUUUAGUAAAUAUUCAGUUUCAGAAGAAAACUACCAUAAGUGAUAUUUAUAUUUAUACAGACUACAAACUUGAUGAAAGCUAUACCCCUAGUAGAAUUUCAAUUAGAGUUGGAACACAUUUCAACGAUAUUCAAGAAAUAGAAGUCAUCAUGCUCACCGAACCAUCAGGUUGGGUACACAUACCUAUCAAGGAUAUAAGAGACAAACCCAUCAGAGUAUUCAUGAUACAAAUUGCAGUGACAAGCAAUCAUCAGAAUGGAAGAGACACACAUAUGAGGCAAAUCAAAAUUCACAGUCCGAUUGAAAAUUUGGGAAUCCCCAUUGAGAAUUUUCUUAACUUCUCUACCAUACAGUUUCAGCAGCAUGCCACUAUCAGAUGAAUUAUGAUAACUAUAAUUGUGGAAAAUGCAAAUGUUUCAUUUAGAGUUGGAAGUUACAACAAAUAAAACUCAGUCCUGUCAGAAAAACAAUAGCAGUGGAAUGUAAUUUAUUAUAUUUAAAAGUUAACAUUAUAUUAUUAAAUAUUCCA